AUGAAGGUUGAUGAUAUCAACAAAACUAUCUUAAAAGAGAGUGAUGAAGAAGAGAAAGAAGAUGAACCAAAACAGUCUAAAUUAAAAUAUGUCAUCAUGAUCCUUGGGUGUCUCUUAAUGUUUGGAAAUAAUUAUUCAUUUGAUAAUCCCUAAGCACUUCAAAAAUAAUUAACUAAAGAUCUAGACAUAUCCAUCUCAAAUUAUAACUUAUUAUAUUCUGCAUUCUCAUUUCCAAAUAUUUUUUUAACUUUGAUCGGAGGAAUAAUCAUAGAUUUUUUGGGUAUAAAUCCUAACUCAAUAUAAGGUGUUAGAUUUGGAAUCAUUCUCUUUAGUGCCAUCAUAGUUGUGGCUUAGACUAUUGUAGCAUUGGGAGGAGCAUUUAAAAUAUUCUGGAUCAUGUUAAUAGGAAGAAUAAUAUUUGGAUGUGCAUCAGAGAAUUUAGUGAUAGCAUAAGCAGCCAUCAUAGGAAAGUGGUUUAGAGGAAAAGAGUUGUCGACUGUAUUGAAUUAUAACAAUCUAUAUUUUAGGCCAUUGGUUACAUCAUGACCGUACCUGAAUUAGCUAGUGCUGCUAACUCUUUCCUUACUCCAAUCCUCUAUGAAUCUUAUGAGGGAUUAGCUUAUCCACUGUUUUUUAGUGUGAUCUUGUGUGUCUUUUCAUUCGUAUGUGCAGUAGUCUUAUGUAUAUUGGAUAAAAAGAAUGAACUUAAUAAGCUGAGUAUAUUUUUAUAAUAUGUAGAGGGCUAAUUUAUAAUUGAAGAAUAAGAAGAGGAGGAAGGUGAAGAAUAGAAAGAUGAUAUAGAGAGAGUAUCCUUUAAAGAUAUAAAAAAUUUAAAUGGAACAUUCUGGAUCUUAGUUUUAAUUUGUACUUUAACAUUGGGAUCCUAUAUUCCAUUUCUUGAUGACGCCAACGACUUUUUAUAAGAAAAAUUUCAAUUCACGAAUGUGUAAGCAGGAAAGGUCUUGACUAUACCAUAUUUAAUGGCAGGUAUUCUUGAGAUAAUUUAGCUAUCACCAGUCCCUUUUUUGGGCCAUACAUAGACAAAGUAGGGAAAAGAAGAAAAUUCAUUUUAAUAACAUGUGUUCUAUUCACUCUAACCCAUUUUGCAUUCGGAAUCAUGCCUAAUGGAGAGCAUGGAUCACCUAAUUGGUUUUCUAUUAUACCUUUGAUGUUCUUGGGAUCCAGUUAUGCCUUAUAUUCCUGUGUGUUAAUACCAUCCAUAUAGUACAUUGUUGCAGAAAAAGUAGUAGGAACAGCAUUCGGUUUAUUAGGAAUGUUUGAGAGCGUUGCCUUGGCUUUCUUCCCUAUAUUAGCAGGUUAUAUUGUUGAGAAAUCUGAUAAUCCUGAAAUUGGAUAUUCCAACGUUGGAUUCUUCUUUUCAGGUAUCUCAUUUUUCGGAAUCAUAUUUACACUCUCCUUAUAUUUUUUUGAUAAGAAGGGUUCAAUGGUCUUAGAUUUUGUGAAUCCAGAGGAUCCUUCUGAAUUGGAAAAGAAAAUGCUUAGAACUACUAAAUCUGAAUCCAGUAGCGACGAUGAGGAUGAUGAAUCAAGUGAGGAAGAUUCAGAUGAUGAUUAGUCAAAGGUGAAAAAGGUUUGUAAGAGUUAUGCUAGUUUGAAAAGUAAGAAGCUAUUAACAUCUCCUCUACUUAGAAGUAGAAGCUUAUACAAUUGA
Molecule: messenger RNA, 1672 nt
Organism: Paramecium octaurelia
Lineage: Eukaryota; Ciliophora; Oligohymenophorea; Peniculida; Parameciidae
Source: the annotation of a GenBank genome assembly